Molecule: messenger RNA, 735 nt
Organism: Hippocampus comes (tiger tail seahorse)
Lineage: Eukaryota; Metazoa; Chordata; Actinopteri; Syngnathiformes; Syngnathidae
Product: protein lifeguard 1-like
Exons: 3
Biological process (GO): negative regulation of apoptotic signaling pathway
Cellular component (GO): membrane; endoplasmic reticulum; Golgi apparatus
Source: RefSeq, a predicted model, not a curated record
AUUUUCUCUGUGCUGUCCUUUUUCAUAGCUUGUUCCUGAACUCUCCGCCACAAAAUGUCCCAGGACAAGAGUGGCUACCCCAUUAUGGGGGAGUCCAACCCACUCCACAACAACAUCUACGGACCCCCGCAGCAGCAGGGCUUUGGCGUGCUGCCGCCCAACUACGGCCAAGGCCCCGGAGGCCCGUACCCACCAGCCGCCGGCUACGGCCAGCCUGGCUUCCCCCAGGCGGGCUUUGGCCCGGCUCCCUACCCGCAGAUGCCUUACCCCCAGAUGCCCUACCCGCAGGGGCCUUAUGCUCAAGGCCCCUACCCUGAGGGACCCUACCAGCAAGGACCCGGGCAGCCGGGCUUUCCCGGGGACCCCUCUGCACCUGGUGGCAGCCCCGGUUACCAUGGCGACGUGCCUCCGACUUACUACGACAACGAGGAGUUCACCAACUCGGGCUUCGAGGACAAGAGCAUCCGACAGGCCUUCAUCAGAAAAGUCUUCAUGGUCCUCACCGUGCAGCUGCUGGUCACCUUCUCCUUCGUGGCCGUGUUCACCUUCGUGGAUGAUGCCAAGGUGUUCGUGCGUCGCAACCCGUGGACGUGCUACGUCUCCUACGCGGUCUUCCUGGUGUCCCUCAUCGUGCUCAGCUGCUGCGGGGACUUCCGCCGCAAGCACCCCUGGAAUCUGGUGGCACUGGUAAAGAGGAAUAGAAAAAAAACAAAAGGCAAAGGACGGUGCCAAAUG